AUGGCUCCCAAAAAGGCCGACCAGCCUAAGAAGAAGGUCAAGACCGUCGAUGACAAGACCUUUGGCAUGAAAAAUAAAAAAGGAGGAGCCGCCAAGAGACAGAUUACUCAGUUGCAAGCGCAAGCCGCGUCCAACAAAAACCCCGAAGAGAAGAAAAGAGCCGCUGAGAAGGCCCAGCGCGAGGCUGAAAAGAAGGCCGCUGAGGAUGCCAAGCGGGAAGCGGCAGAGCUGUUCAAGCCUGUUCAGGUACAGAAGGUUCCUUUCGGUGUUGACCCAAAGACUGUUCUGUGCCAGUUCCACAAGAAGGGUGGUUGUGAGAAGGGUCGCAAGUGCAAGUUCAGUCACGACUUGAAUAUUGAGCGCAAGGCGGCUAAGAAGGAUCUUUACACCGACUCGCGUGAAGCCGAGGGUGAGGAGGACACUAAGAAGGCUGAUACCAUGGAUCAAUGGGACGAGGAGAAGUUGCGCAGUGUCGUCUUGAGCAAACAUGGAAACCCACGGACAACUACCGACAAGGUCUGCAAGUUCUUUAUUGAAGCUGUGGAGAACCAGAAGUAUGGUUGGUUCUGGACUUGUCCAAAUGGUGGUGAUAAAUGCAUGUAUAAGCACAGCUUGCCUCCAGGAUUCAUCCUCAAGACCAAGGAGCAGAAGGCAGCUGAGAAGGCCCUAAUGGACAAGUCACCGCUGAACACCCUCACUUUGGAAGACUGGCUGGAGUCUGAACGGCAUCUCUUGACCGGUAAAUUGACACCGGUCACACCGGAGACCUUCGAGAAGUGGAAGAAAGAGCGCCUGAGCAAGAAGGCAGCUGAGGAGCAAGCACAGAAGGCCAAGGAGGCAACUGGUCGCUCGCUGUUCGAGGCUGGUGACUGGAAAGACGAGGAGGGAAGCAGCGAUGAAGAUUCGGAUGACGAUGACGACGGAUUCAACUUGGAUGCGCUGCGUGAAGAAACUGAGAGACUACGUGAGCAGAAGGAAGAGGAGCGAAUGGGCAAGCUUAAUGGUAUCCCUGGUAUCGAAGUGCCAACGGCGGGCUGA
Molecule: messenger RNA, 1038 nt
Organism: Penicillium odoratum
Lineage: Eukaryota; Fungi; Ascomycota; Eurotiomycetes; Eurotiales; Aspergillaceae
Product: translation machinery-associated protein TMA46
Exons: 4
Coding region: 1-1038 (345 amino acids)
Biological process (GO): cytoplasmic translation
Cellular component (GO): cytosol
Molecular function (GO): mRNA binding; metal ion binding
Source: RefSeq, a predicted model, not a curated record